Oreochromis aureus is the source of this 7464-nucleotide messenger RNA. RefSeq names its product ATPase phospholipid transporting 11B (putative) (gene atp11b). The coding region runs from base 406 to 3897 and encodes 1163 amino acids. Gene Ontology annotation, cellular component: recycling endosome; trans-Golgi network; plasma membrane. The transcript has 30 exons. The record is from RefSeq and is a predicted model, not a curated record. Gene Ontology annotation, molecular function: ATP binding; ATPase-coupled intramembrane lipid carrier activity; ATP hydrolysis activity. Gene Ontology annotation, biological process: phospholipid translocation. Lineage: Eukaryota; Metazoa; Chordata; Actinopteri; Cichliformes; Cichlidae.
UUUGCCUAUCUAGCUAUCAUUUGUGAAUGCAGACAGGCAGGGGGCGUGCAAAGGCCACCGGAGAGCAGAGCUGUAUCUGCACAGGCUGAGGCUGCUGGCAGAGGAAAAGUGAUCGUGGCAGAGGAGAGAUGUAGCAGCGCUGCUCGGUGGGACUCUGUGGCCAGCCGUCUGUCACUUUUUAAAAAAAACACAACAGAAAUUGUUUUUGUCAGACAUUACCGUGAAUGGGAAUGAUUGAAUGCAUCUUAUAGCACAGUGGCGCCGUGUGAAUGUGUCGCGUAAUGCGACCGAGAAGGAUUGCCUCUCGUGGGAAAUAUUUAUGUUUCGGGACGGUUUUGUUGGAGUAGCUAGUUGCUAGCGCUGGGCUAGCGACUGUGCUGGCUACUUGGAACGUAUUCUGCAAGGAUGCUUCGGUGGAUACGACAGCAGCUGGGCUUUGACCCCCCUCAUCAGAGUGAUACCAGGACAGUGUACGUAGCUAACCGUUUCCCCCAGAAUGGCCACUACAUACCACAACGCUUUGCUGACAACAGAAUCAUCUCAUCCAAGUAUACAGUUUGGAAUUUUGUCCCCAAGAAUCUGUUUGAGCAGUUCAGAAGGAUAGCAAACUUCUACUUCCUCAUUAUCUUCCUUGUACAGUUAAUGAUAGAUACGCCAACUUCCCCAGUAACCAGCGGCCUGCCUCUGUUCUUUGUGAUCACAGUAACUGCCAUAAAACAGGGCUAUGAGGAUUGGCUGAGACACAAGGCUGACAAUGAGGUGAAUGGGGCUCCAGUGUUUGUGGUUCGCAGUGGAAGUCUGGUCCAGACGAGAUCCAAGAAUAUCAGGGUGGGAGACAUCGUCCGUGUGGCUAAAGAUGAAACGUUCCCAGCAGACCUGGUGUUACUGUCGUCAGAUCGUCCAGAUGGCACCUGUCACAUCACCACAGCCAGUCUUGACGGAGAGACCAAUCUCAAGACCCAUUACUCUGUGCCUGAGACAUCAGUGUGCCAGUCAGUCUCCCAGCUGGAGGCAUUGCAGGCUGUGGUGGAGUGUCAGCAACCAGAAGCUGACCUGUACAGAUUUGUUGGUCGUAUGACGGUGACUCAUCAUGGGGAGGAGAUAGUUAGACCGCUGGGUCCAGAGAAUUUGCUGCUGCGAGGGGCCAGGUUGAAAAAUACCAAAGAAAUUUUUGGUGUGGCUGUUUAUACAGGCAUGGAGUCCAAGAUGGCACUAAACUAUAAGUGCAAGUCCCAGAAACGCUCUGCCGUAGAGAAGUCCAUGAAUACCUUCCUCAUCAUCUACCUGAUCAUCUUGCUGUCCGAGGCCAUUCUCAGCACCAUCCUAAAAUAUGCCUGGCAGGCUGAGACCAAAUGGGACGAACCUUUCUAUAACCAAAAGACAGAAGCAGAGAGAAACAGCAGUCCGAUCUUAAAGUUCAUCUCAGACUUUUUGGCUUUUCUGGUGCUCUAUAACUUCAUCAUCCCUAUCUCACUCUACGUUACUGUGGAGAUGCAAAAGUUCCUAGGCUCUUUUUUCAUUGGCUGGGAUUUGGACCUUUACCACGAGGAAAGUGACCAGAAAGCUCAGGUCAAUACCUCUGACCUCAAUGAAGAGUUGGGACAGGUGGAAUAUGUGUUUACUGAUAAGACGGGCACACUAACAGAAAAUGAAAUGCAGUUCCGCGAGUGUUCAAUUAAUGGAACCAAGUACCGGGAAGUUAAUGGCAAACUGAUACCAGAGGGAAUGACAGACGACUCACCAGAUGGUUCUAUGCCUCCCCUGAUGGGUGACGAAUUGUUAUUUCUCAAGGCAGUGUCACUUUGUCACACAGUUCAGAUCAGCUACGACCAGUCAGACUGCCUGGCUGUAGGAGGAGACCCAUUCUCCCAUGCCAAUGGGUUCUCUUCCAGUCCCAUGGAGUACUACGCCUCUUCACCGGAUGAGAAAGCUUUAGUAGAGGCAACAAAAAGGAUUGGAGUGGCCUUCACUUGCAGCAAUGGAGAUACCAUGGAAAUCAAAACUUUUGGCAAGUCUGAAAAGUAUAAACUGCUCCAUGUACUCGAGUUUGAUCCUAACCGCAGGAGGAUGAGUGUCAUACUGCAAACUCCUUCAGGAGGCAAAGUGCUGUUCACCAAGGGGGCGGAGUCUGCCAUUUUGCCUUUCACGACUAGUGGUGAGAUCGAAAAGACAAGGCUGCACGUUGAUGAGUUUGCUUUGAAAGGUUUGCGAACCCUGGUCGUAGCAUGCCGCCACUUCAGUCCGGAGGAGUACAUCGAUGUGGACAAGAAACUAAACAGUGCCCGCACCGCGCUGCAGCAGAGGGAGGAGAGACUGCAGGAAGCCUUCAGCUACAUUGAAAAAGACUUGCAGCUCCUGGGAGCAACAGGAGUGGAGGACAAACUUCAGGACAAGGUCCAGGAGACCAUUGAGGCUUUGCGGCUCGCAGGAAUCAAAGUAUGGGUGUUGACAGGGGACAAACAUGAGACGGCAGUCAGUGUAAGCCUGUCCUGUGGCCACUUCCACAGAACCAUGAACAUCCUGGAGCUCCUGCAGCAGCACUCUGAUAACGAGUGUGCUGAGCAGCUCCGCACACUGUCCAGGAGGUUAAGGGACGACCAUGUCAUACAGCAUGGAUUGGUUGUAGAUGGAGCUAGUCUGUCUUUAGCAUUGAGGGAACACGAGAAGCUCUUUAUGGAAGUGUGUAAAAACUGUUCAGCUGUGCUGUGCUGUCGGAUGGCCCCACUGCAGAAAGCUAAGGUUGUGCGUCUUUUAAAGACCUCUCCAGAAAAACCCAUCACCUUAGCUAUUGGAGAUGGAGCCAAUGAUGUCAGUAUGAUACAGGAAGCCCAUGUGGGCAUAGGUAUCAUGGGGAAGGAGGGUCGUCAGGCCGUGAGAAACAGCGACUAUGCAAUUGCCAGGUUCAAGUUCCUGGCCAAACUCCUGCUGGUCCACGGGCACUUCUACUACAUUCGAAUAGCUACUCUUGUACAGUACUUUUUCUACAAGAAUGUGUGUUUUAUCACGCCGCAGUUUUUAUACCAGUUCUUCUGUUUGUUUUCACAACAAACUCUGUACGACAGUGUUUAUCUGACACUGUACAACAUCUGCUUCACCUCGCUGCCAAUCCUUGUGUACAGUCUGUUUGAACAGCUGGUCCAUCCGCAUGUAUUGCAGAACAAACCUGGCCUGUACAGAGAUAUUAGCAAGAACUCUCUGCUCUCUUUCCGGACCUUCUUGUACUGGACUGUUUUGGGUUUCUGUCACGCCUUUGUCUUCUUCUUUGGAUCCUACAUACUAAUGGGAGAGGACACCACACUUAUGGGCAAUGGACAGAUGUUUGGGAACUGGACAUUUGGAACACUGGUCUUUACUGUCAUGGUCAUCACUGUGACGUUAAAGCUUGCAUUAGAGACUCAUUUUUGGACGUGGAUGAACCAUUUUGUGACAUGGGGCUCAAUUGCCUUCUAUUUCAUCUUCUCUCUCUUCUAUGGAGGCAUCAUCUGGCCAUUCCUGCACACCCAGGACAUGUACUUCGUCUUUGUGCAGCUGCUGUCCAGCGGUUCAGCCUGGUUCGCCAUUAUCAUCAUCGUCAUAACUUGCCUCUUUCCUGAUGUGUUGAAGAAGGUCUUGUACAGACACCUGCAGCCCACCAGCACACAGACGAGUCAGUCUAUACCAGCCUCCCAGGCGCAGAACCUCAGCUGCAUGGAAUCCCUGUGCUGCUACCAACAUGGGGAGAGCGGCUGUACCCGCCUGGCCCGCCUCCUGGAGCAAAUGACUGGACACUGCAAGGCCAGCGCCAACAAUUGUCACACAUCCAGCCGCAACAACAGGUCUUGGAGCGACACAGAGAACUUGUACUCCAACGAUCGCAGCAUCCUGACGCUGUCGCCCAUCGAGGCCACCCACUGCUGACUCCCGGGGCCGCUGACUGUAGCACAGGGGGCCGGGGGGAGAGCCACUGCUCCAUUAUGAGUCAUAAUCACACCCCCUGCAACCUCAGCCACCAUUUUCAAAACAAUUUCAUUUUAAACUCUAUUAAUUCCCAGCAGGAUGCAGCACUGCUACAAAUGGGAUAAGGAUCCAAAGAACUCGUUUGAGUCUAUGCUGAGAGGAAUGUCAGAUGGGAGUGAAAACUCUGAAGGAAAUGGAACAUGUGGUGCGAGCCAUCCGUGCAGCUACGUUUACGCUCGAAGAUCCGGUCUGUGUCUGAGCUGUAAAAUGCCUGGAUUCCUGCUGCUUCUGCUAGCAGCAGAUCUACAAGUCCCUCAAACUGGAAAACACCCUCAAUAAAAUCAGUUUUUAGUCACGUGAGCUCUUCUGGGGCCUUUUCCUGACUGAGUAUGCUUUUUGCUGCGAGUGUCAAAGCGAGCAUCAGUCAAAGCAGCAAUGAAAUCCAGAGGAUUUGUCAAGUCGACAGCAAGCCAGGAUCAUAAACGUAGCUCAACAUCCUGUUGCUUCCAUAAACUGCUACAAAAACUCUUCAUUCAGACCUCCCACCACAGCCCUGCAGCAUCCAGAACAUGAAGCCUCAUCUCUACCGCGGUACCAAAGACCAAAAUGGAUUCCGACUGGAGUUUAAAAGGAAAAGUGUUUAUUUUUUGUGCCUGAUUGUAAAGAAGCUUAUAUUGUUAAAGGAGACUUGUUGUUGUUCAUGCUGCUUUUGUCGUCUGUUCUGGCCUGUUUGCCCCCCCUCCCAGUGCACCACUGUGAAAGAGGCCCGAUGUUUUUAAAAAGCCAUACGUUUUUGAAGAGGUCAGAUUACUGGAGGUACUGCAGAUGGACGCUUGUGGGAGCUUGUUGUUAAAUUUGUUCCCCUCAAAUGCCUUUUGUCACCCAGCCCGGUGACCAGAAGCAUCUCAGCAUUAAAGCCCACGAGGGUCUGGCAGAAUCAUCAAUGUCAGCUGCCUAAAAAUACGUCCGAUUUGACACCAUUAUUUUAUUUAUGCUUUCUCCGGUGAGGCUGUAACGGUGAGAUGCUUUUCCAAACCGUGGCUGAUGCACGUCGACCCAAGACAGCAGAAUGUGUUAAAGUUCAGAGGGGAAAGGAAAAGCAGAGCAUUUGCACAAAUCACAUAUCAAAAUUAUUUUGCUGGGUUUCUUUUUUUUUUUUUCAUUGGGAAAAGUCAUUGUCACCGUUCACAUCUGAAACCAUUUGAAUCACAUUUUUUGCUGUUACGUUGUUAUUUUAUUACCCCCCCAUGUGUGUUUGUCUCCACCUGCUGUUGGAGGGGUGUGUGUGGUUUUUGUUUUGUUUGUUUUUUGUUUUUUUUCCUCUGUUGGUUGAAGGAGGUACAGUCCAUCAUAGCUGUUUGUACGUAUUUGAAUGAUCUCAGCGGCCACCCGGCGCUACCACUUUUACUCAUAUCAGCGUAUCUGCAAGCAGGAUGUUGGUGUGAUAUUAGAUACUUAACAGGGCCAAAAAGGAUGUUUCACUAAGAUCACUAUCACACUGUUGCUCCACAUUUUACACAGUUGACGAGUUGACCUCAUAUCUGCUAAUAAAAUAUCUGCCUUGAUGCACCGCUGGGCUCACAGUGGAUAAAGGAAACUAUAACUUAAUGCAGUUUUAUAGAAGUAUUCAAUAGAUUACAAAGUUUCUGUGAACACAGUUGUGUUAUUCCACCGUGUGCGCGCGCGUGUCGUGUUAAACUUGAUCUUGAUUUAACAGAAAGUCUUAGUCAUGACCUCUGAGCGUGGAGCUGGAAAGACCAGGAUGUAGCCAGCAGAGCAAGAUGCAAGCAAGUUGCAUUAUGGGAGCCGUAGGAACCACUUAAAGCCAGGAUAUCCAUGCCUCUGCAGUGUUUUACUGGGACUCCUUUGUCUGGCUGCUUUUUGAACUCAAUGUGGAUGUUUGAUCCACCAUCAUCCCUUUAAUACCUUUUAAAAAGGGACUAAAAUAUUCUGAUUUACUUUAGUUUCCUUUUUUUAAAACUAGGAGAUGGCUUUAAAAACACUUGGAGGCUCGCACAGCGGCAUCUUUUCCCUGACCCUCCACGUCUUUCCAGCUCCACGACCCUCUUCCUGUAACACGCAUUCAGUUGAUCUCAUGUCAAAACAUUCCCUCUGUGUGAGAUCUUGUAAGAGCCAGUGCACAUCACAACUUGAAACAUUGUUUGCUGCACACACUAGCACAGGACUGAUGUUUUAAAAUAGACAUGAAAACGUCCUUUAAUGCUGGGGAAACAGCCCACAUGACAGCGAGCUGAGGUAGCCGCGUGGGUGACGUUACGACAUUCGUUUUUGUUCAACCUGUACACUCGUGUGAAGCAAUAAUCAUCAUUGUCACGAUAUGAGUCUGCUAAAAGGUCAGGUGAUGUCAUCACUGACCCCACCUCCCGACACCACAUCGACCCAGAUAACAGAGCGACCACUGAGCUCGGCGUUUGGGGGCAUCAGCACUGCACACUGCAGUUUCUGCAUGAUAUUUUGGAGCAGAUGGCAGGAGGAGGAAACACGAGUCCUUCCUGACCGAAGGCAAGUGACACAAAGCCCAAAACACCUACAGUGUCAGUGCAGUUCUGAUGCCCCCUUGUGCUCAAUGUGGACACCCAUAGUGUCCAAAAUAAUGCUGUCACAUGUUGGAGGUGGUGGUUACGUGGCUCCAAAACAGCCUCCCUUUUCAAAGUAGCAGAGUUGAUUACAUAACCGUCUGUUAGACUGAAACAAAAGUAAUAAUAGCUCGAAAUUUAUUCUCCACACUCCACCACAGCCGUCACCUAGGAAAUAUUUUUAAUUAAUGUAAUCCACUACUAAGUGGCACCAAAGUGAUCUUUUCACGGCUGUUUUCUGUGCCCCGGGUUCCAAACAGCCGUGAAAAGAGCUUGUGUGAAAACACGGACCAGAUCCUAUAAAGCACUAAGCACUGACGUCAUCCGGAGGCCUUGUAUCUGAGUUCAGAUACAAGGCCUGGAGGGGUUUUGUAGAAGCAGAUGAUUACUCAUUCACAUAACUCAGUGGUGACUUAAUAUUUCAUCACGCCUCGAGCCCCCGUGAUCUUCACGUCCAAAUGAGAACAAAUGCUGUCAGGAAUACUGGUCGUGUCCGUCCAUUGAGGCCUCAGCACGAGUGGAAAUUGGUACUAAAGAUCAAACCAUUUGUUUAAGUAGAAAAGUAAGAUCAGAGCUGGAGGCUGAUGACUUCAGUGCCAAGAUGCUCUUUCAAAAUAAAAGUUUGCAGACUUGCAUGAAGUUACAAUACCCCCGAUCAUAAAAAGAGGGAGUUCAGAUUGAAAUGUCAGCUGCCAGUGUCGUGCAGCCUGUCACUCGGAGCCCAUCAGAAAGAUGCGGGGAUGCAUGUCAGCGCUCAGUUUGUUGACUUCAUGUUUGUUUCCUCCUCAUCAGUAAAUCGUGCUGCACCUGAGCAUUACUACAUAAUUUCUUCUGUUUUCUGAUGCUGUUUGUCUGUCCUCCUCCUGUCUGUAAACCUGUCUUAUAGCUGAAGAUGCUGUUCUAUUUACGAAAUAAAAACAUUUUUAAGAAA